Racocetra persica is the source of this 150-nucleotide messenger RNA. The record is from the annotation of a GenBank genome assembly. Lineage: Eukaryota; Fungi; Glomeromycota; Glomeromycetes; Diversisporales; Gigasporaceae.
AAAACAUUGUCCUAUAUGCAAAAGAUCUGGCACAAAAUAUUAACCGAUAAGGCAAGGUUAUAUAGAACACGACGAUCAUCAUCAAGUCUUAUGGGUUAUGCCAUUUGUGAAUAUAGGCGUAUAGUUCGUACAAGAAAGGCAAAGGAAUAA